Molecule: messenger RNA, 1992 nt
Organism: Phytophthora nicotianae INRA-310
Lineage: Eukaryota; Oomycota; Peronosporomycetes; Peronosporales; Peronosporaceae
Exons: 3
Coding region: 1-1992 (663 amino acids)
Source: RefSeq, a predicted model, not a curated record
AUGGUUCAUCUUGGGCAUUCCGCACUGCACUGGAAGCUUCGCGCCGAGAGCAAGACCUCUACGCAAAAGAGCUGCGACGGCAAGAGCGGUGACUACAAGAGCUGCGGCGACAAGAACUGGGACGACACGUCUUGUACUGGAACCACCACGCCUCCGUGGAUGUCGCCGGGCUUCACGGAUUACGGCUACUCCAGGAGCAAUACGAACCCGCCAUCGCCAUCGCCAUCGCCAUCACCGCCUCACUCGCCGUCUUCAGCGGCGACAGUGCUUUUACCUUCGCGUCGGCCUCUGGAGGUGGCCAGUCCGACGACUUCAGCGCCUGUGAUGCAGGAGACAACUCCACGGCCGUCACCGCUGGUGGGUACUCGCACGAAAGCCCUGCAGAGCUGUCGAUCUCGCCGCGAGGGUGCGGCUCCUUAUUCUCGACCCCGUCUCUUUCACGACCAGAAAGGACACUCGGUCACUAACCCGAGUGGUUGCAUUCGGGCUGCGAACGUGGAGCCUACAGGUCCAAGGCUACGAUCGGGUCGAACCGCGGACAUGCUCGUUCCUGUGCUCUGGCCCCAGGAAGUUGCUUACUUGCGAGAGCAGUACAACCCAAUGGCGGAGGUGGUUCCUGCGGUUCUUCAUUUUGGCUCGUGCAACUGCCAUGACGCGUGCCGUUUCGACACCUGCCGCAAUGCCCUCAUGAACGUGUACUGCAACAUGAACUGUUGCCCGUACGAGGGCAUGUGCGGCAAUGGCCUUCAGAAGUCUAACAAGGAGGAGACGUGCGCAGCGGCUACUGGUGGUGGCGGGCUCGAGAGUUUUGGCUUCGUGUCGCAGGAGAUGAACUAUCGCUUCCAGUGGUUGCAAUGGAUCGUCGAGCGCAAUCUGCCCAUCACUGAGGUAGACAACGAGCUCACACUCUCGAUGAGCAAAUGGCCGCCCGUUUUUUCCAAGACCUUGAAGAAAUGCAUGCACACAGUGGCAAAGGACGUGGGGGCAGCCAUCGAACACGAGAUAGGCACCUCCUUUGCUCUGAUGUUCGAUUGCUGGUCUCACGGAUCAGUACAAUACGUCGGACUAUACGAUGUAUACGAGAUGAUGGGGACCCGGCGUGAGCGACUACUAUCCUGUCUCUUCUGGACGGCAGCCAAACAGCUGAAGAUGAUGAAGGCCGUGCUUCGCAUCUACAACAAGACUACCGACAUGGUAACUUUUAUUGUGGGUGACAACUGCAACACCAACCAGAAGAUCGCCACACUUCUCGGCGUUCCUCUGGUUGGCUGCGCCAGCCACAGGUUCAACCUGGUUAUCAACCCCUUCCACGCUGAGUACGAAGCCGAGCUUGCCACCAUCAACGACUUGAUGAUCCAGUUACGUCACUGCAACAAUGCAGCUAGACUUGGAGAGCUCACGGACUUGCAACCUGUCAAAAGGAAUGCAACCCGCUGGUCAUCGACUUACGCAAUGGUCGACCGUUAUGUUCGCAUUCGUGAUGCUAUUCGACAGGUUGAGGCUGCGGAGGAUUAUGUACCAAGUGGUGUUUCCCACAAAAAAAUGGUCACUCUGCUUGCCGAACUUGAAAAACACGACACUGUGUGCACAGCCCUUCAGCAUGAGCGCACCACGCUUGCUGAUGUGCGACUUUUGUUCGCCAAGGUGAUUGCAUACUACCCGAUAAUGGCGGAUCACCUUCGUGCUUCGGCUAAGAUUGUACAUUCUCCUACCUUCGAGUCUGCUCUCGUGAAGAUCGGCAACGGGGACACGUUGGCGACCACCGAAGCCCGCGCAGUCAAGUCCUUCGAGGUGGCCAACGACGCCGAGGGAGAUGGAGAACGUGGAGGACCGGGUGCCAAGGGGAAGAAGAAGCUACGUUGUGACUCCGCGCACGCCAUUUUGCACGAUGGCAAGAAGCGCCGCGUACCAAGACUCGCUACUCGGCGCUGGCGAGACUGGUGCCACCGACCUCGAACACGGUCGAGUGACUGUUCUCGACGUGCAAGUUGA